This is a messenger RNA of Nematolebias whitei (Rio pearlfish), 2546 nucleotides long. Its product is annotated as dolichyl-diphosphooligosaccharide--protein glycosyltransferase subunit STT3B. Gene Ontology annotation, molecular function: dolichyl-diphosphooligosaccharide-protein glycotransferase activity. Gene Ontology annotation, cellular component: membrane. Lineage: Eukaryota; Metazoa; Chordata; Actinopteri; Cyprinodontiformes; Rivulidae. The record is from RefSeq and is a predicted model, not a curated record. Gene Ontology annotation, biological process: post-translational protein modification.
GCGUGUGUCGCUUGUGCCGCAGAGUCGAGCCGCGAUGUGUCUCCCUGGAAUUGUCUAAUUUCGCUCGCUGUCGGCGGGAAAAGCUCAGACGGUUUGUUAGCCCGGGGCUGCUCUGGGGGCGCAGUGAAGGUGGUGCAAGUGGUCUCGGAAGUGGAGCGUGGCAGAGAAAAGGAAGACGGAGAGGGGGGGUUUCUCAGAGAGCUCACUCGCGUUGCUUCGUUGCCACUACGGGAUUGACGUAUAAGAACAUGGCGGAGCAUCACCCGGCUUCCGACAACAAACACAAGUCCUCGCUGAACUCCACGGCCUCGUACUCGGGGAACGGGCGGAGCAGCACGGCGGCAGCGGAGAGAGGCAGCGGCGCUGCCGGGGCAGGGGGUCUGUCUGUGGGCCUGUCGCAGCCGGCCGGCUGGCAGUCCCUGCUGUCCUUCACCAUCCUGUUCCUGGCCUGGCUGGCCGGCUUCAGCUCCAGACUCUUCGCUGUCAUCCGCUUCGAGAGCAUCAUCCACGAGUUCGACCCCUGGUUCAACUACAGGUCAACUCACCAUCUCACCACCAAUGGCUUCUAUGAGUUUCUCAACUGGUUUGAUGAACGAGCUUGGUACCCUCUGGGAAGGAUAGUUGGAGGCACAGUGUACCCAGGCCUCAUGGUGACCGCCGGCCUCAUCCACUAUGUGCUGAACCUGCUGCACAUCACCGUCCACAUUCGGGAUGUAUGUGUUUUCCUGGCCCCGGUGUUCAGCGGCCUGACAUCCAUCUCCACCUUCUUGCUGACGAGAGAGCUGUGGAACCAGGGGGCGGGGCUGCUGGCAGCCUGCUUCAUCGCCAUUGUUCCAGGCUACAUUUCCCGCUCUGUGGCUGGCUCUUUUGACAACGAAGGGAUUGCGAUCUUCGCCCUGCAGUUCACCUAUUACCUCUGGGUCAAAUCAGUGAAGACUGGAUCUGUGUUCUGGACCAUCGGAUGCUGCCUGUCCUACUUCUACAUGGUGUCGGCUUGGGGAGGUUACGUCUUCAUCAUCAACCUCAUUCCUCUUCAUGUCUUCGUCCUGCUGCUAAUGCAGCGCUUCAGUAAGAGAGUCUACAUCGCGUACAGCACCUUCUACAUCGUGGGCCUGAUCCUGUCCAUGCAGAUCCCCUUUGUGGGCUUUCAGCCAAUCAGGACCAGCGAACACAUGGCGGCAGCAGGUGUGUUCGUUCUGCUUCAGGUGUACGCCUUCCUGCAGUACCUGAAGGACAGGCUGACCCGGCAGGAGUUCCAGACUCUGUUCUUCCUGGGAGUGUCUCUGGCUGCCGGGGUGGUUUUCCUCUCAGUCAUUUACCUGACGUACACAGGGUACAUUGCUCCGUGGAGUGGGCGCUUCUACUCUCUUUGGGACACUGGCUACGCUAAGAUCCACAUACCCAUCAUAGCAUCAGUGUCUGAGCACCAGCCCACCACCUGGGUCUCCUUCUUCUUUGACCUGCACAUCCUGGUGUGUACGUUCCCUGCAGGCCUCUGGUUCUGCAUCAAGAACAUCAACGACGAGCGUGUUUUUGGCUGGGAAGGUGAGGAAACACGUGUCGGAGCAGGAGAAGCCCGAGGAAGGCCUGGGCCCCAACAUCAAGUCCAUAGUCACCAUGCUGAUGCUGAUGCUGCUCAUGAUGUUUGCCGUCCACUGCACCUGGGUCACCAGCAACGCCUACUCCAGCCCCAGUGUGGUGCUGGCGUCCUACAACCAUGACGGCUCCCGUAACAUCCUGGAUGACUUCAGAGAAGCAUACUACUGGCUGAGGCAGAACACCGAUGAACAUGCCCGAGUGAUGUCAUGGUGGGAUUAUGGCUACCAGAUAGCAGGCAUGGCCAACAGGACCACCCUGGUGGACAACAACACGUGGAACAACAGUCAUAUAGCCCUGGUGGGUAAAGCCAUGUCCUCCAACGAGACCGCAGCCUAUGAAAUCAUGAGGUCUCUGGAUGUUGACUACGUCCUGAUCAUCUUUGGAGGGGUCAUCGGCUACUCCGGCGACGACAUCAACAAGUUCCUUUGGAUGGUGCGCAUCGCAGAGGGGGAGCACCCCAAAGACAUCAGGGAAAGUGACUACUUCACCCCCCAGGGAGAGUUCAGAGUGGACAAAGCUGGCUCCCCCACCCUGCUCAACUGCCUCAUGUACAAAAUGUCCUACUAUCGCUUCGGAGAGAUGCAGUUGGACUUCCGGACGCCUCCGGGCUUCGACAGGACGCGAAACGCCGAGAUCGGCAACAAGGACAUCAAGCUACGGCACCUGGAGGAGGCCUUCACCUCAGAGCACUGGCUGGUCAGGAUUUAUAAGGUCAAAAAGCUGGAGAACAGGGACCGCGUGGAGCACAGGCUGCGGAGCACCGAGACCGCCAGGCAGAAGUACACAUCCAAAAAGACGGCCAAGAGGAAGCGGGGUUACAUCAAGAACAAGCUGACCACCAAGAAGGGCAAGAAGGUGACCAAGAAAUCCUUAUAGGUACCCCCCCCCACCACCACCCCCCCACCACCACAGAGGCAGACUGUGGACAGGAGGCAGAAACAACAUCC